Molecule: messenger RNA, 660 nt
Organism: Penicillium vulpinum
Lineage: Eukaryota; Fungi; Ascomycota; Eurotiomycetes; Eurotiales; Aspergillaceae
Exons: 1
Coding region: 1-660 (219 amino acids)
Biological process (GO): DNA replication
Source: RefSeq, a predicted model, not a curated record
AUGUAUGGUCGAUUUCGAGCGCGCUCUGUGCGCGAACAGCCGGAGGCGUCCUCCCGCGUGUCGGCCUCUUCAUCCCGAACGGGAAAAAGCUCUUCAGUGACUUCAGUUGAUACUGAAACUCGUCUGCGCCAUCGAUGGGUCUUUUUGACCUAUUCUCGAUGCUCCCUUGAGUCGAAAGACGAAUUCGAAGAACAUUUUAGCGGUAUGCUACAACGUAACCACGUGACGAUGGGGGCGACAUACUAUGGUUGUCGUGAGAACCACGAAACCGAAGGGCUACGAUACCACGUGUUGGUGAGACUUGAAAAGCAACCCAAUUGGAGUUGUGAGUUUAUGAAAUCCGCGUUUUCUUUGGAAGGCGUCGUAUAUGAUUGGUUUGGUAUUUCUAUUUCCCCGUCCAGGGCGGAGGUUCCGAUUUUCAUUGAAAAAUGUGUUUAUUCUAUGGAAAUGUCUGAGGCUGGCGAUUGCUUUGGCCAACGCCCUAUAUUGUCGGUGGAACGGUGGAAACUGCGGCAGCGUGUAUUUGAUGAAGGCAGAGUGGCAGGGUUGGAAGAGGUGUCUUCUGGAGAUUGUUCCAAUGAUGUUGAGUCACGACAUCAUGGUCCGGUCGUGUCGUCUUACGAUAAAAUGAGGGUUUCAUUUGUGGUACAAGACGUAUAA